ACCACAUGCCGCAUACGCUCGCCCUGCGACAAUUGUACUACUGGCUCUUUUGCGCGAUAAUAUUGAGCGGCGCUGCUGGAGGUUUUGCGGAUCAAUGGUCCAGUCACGCAUUCUUGGCCGACUUCUUGGAUGGAAGACUGAGGAAUCUCAGGGACGCCGCAAGACGGAGGGAUAAUAUCUUUCUCAGGCCAAUCGAGCCCUGGGAUGGAGGAAACUACAGCUGGAAAUACCCCAAGCGAGGACAGAAACCGCAAAUGACCGGACGACAAAAGGUUUUGCUACUCCCUGCCAUUGCAGCCGUUGCAUUUCCGGUUGUCAUUGCGUUCAUAAUGUCUUGGUAUACACCAACGACGGGUCUGGGUGACAGGGGGAUCAUGGAGCUGUCUUUCGCCGGCAUGUGGAUACUGAAUUUCCUCAUCACAAUGUCGGGAAGCCUAAUGUUGCCUGAGAAAAACCUUCACCAACUGUUCAAGAUCUACUUCUGGAACACAUUUUGGUCACUCGGGAGUUUGUACAUUCUCUUCGGGGCCUUCCAAGGAUGGUACAACAACUGCAAGUCUUGGUCUGCAUAUUUCAGCAAAGGCGCCUCAGAAGCGUUCAUCGAUCUGAACAUGAGAGACACGAUCCAGAAAAACAUCUUCAAAUUCUACUUACCAAUGACCGCUGCCUCACUAGUCACCCAGCUCUUGAUCGCAGCAUUCGUUAUUUGGAUCAAUUGGGAAGUGGUUCGAUUUACAACUUGGAGUGACGAUGAGAAUCGUGUUUUCUUUGACAGACACCGAAGAAUUGAGGAGAUGGAAAUGGCGCAUAUAUCAGACCAAGAGGAUCCGUCAGAAAGAGGGUUGCUGGCGAGUGAACGAGGGCUUCCAACUAUGGCGUCCGAAGAGUGGACUGUGUCUUUUGAGGAGGAUAGGUUGCGAGAAUAUGUUUAAUAUCAGAUUCAGAACAAUUGCAAAAUAAUAGUCGUUUC
Molecule: messenger RNA, 970 nt
Organism: Hyaloscypha bicolor E
Lineage: Eukaryota; Fungi; Ascomycota; Leotiomycetes; Helotiales; Hyaloscyphaceae
Exons: 2
Coding region: 6-932 (308 amino acids)
Source: RefSeq, a predicted model, not a curated record